Capsicum annuum is the source of this 3040-nucleotide messenger RNA. RefSeq names its product switch 2. The record is from RefSeq and is a predicted model, not a curated record. Gene Ontology annotation, molecular function: ATP binding; ATP-dependent chromatin remodeler activity. The transcript is spliced from 8 exons. Bases 73 to 2772 code for a protein of 899 amino acids. Lineage: Eukaryota; Viridiplantae; Streptophyta; Magnoliopsida; Solanales; Solanaceae.
ACAUAAAAGCAAUUCAAUUUGAAUUUUGUAAUAACAAACACCUUCUAAGAUUUUUCAGUUUCGUCCAUCCCUAUGUCGUUAAACACCUUCAAGGAAACUCUCAAACCUUGUACAAAUCAAUCAUCGUCAUUAUUCUCCCAAAAAUCUUCAUCAAUUUCUUACAAUUUUGACACCCAAUCCGUAACAAACCCUAGAAAACCCCCAAAAUCUUCAUUGUCACAACAACUUCAACGACUCGAAGAUCACACUUCAUUGCUUCAAAGUCAACAACCCCAAACUCCCAAAAAGGACAAGAAUCAUUUUGAUAUCAAGAGAAAGUAUGAGAAAGUUGAGGAAGGUGAAGAAGAAGAAGAAGAAGAAACGGGAAUUGCGUUUGGUUUUGGGUUUGGGGGGAGACCCAAGUUGGAUUCCUUGUUGUUAGAUCAAGCUGGACCCUAUGAGCCGUUGAUUCUGUCUAAAACGCAUGAAAAAACUGUUGUCCAGGUUCCAGCAUCUAUAAACUGUAGGCUUUUGGAGCAUCAACGAGAAGGAGUGAAAUUUUUGUAUAGCUUGUAUCAGAAUAAUCAUGGAGGAGUUCUUGGAGAUGAUAUGGGACUUGGUAAGACCAUCCAAAGCAUCGCAUUUUUAGCUGCUGUAUUUGGUAAGGAUGGAGAUGUACCAGAAUCAUCAGUCCCGAAGGAACGCCAAAGAACAAUGGGCCCUGUACUAAUAGUUUGUCCCUCUUCUUUGAUCCACAACUGGGAAAAUGAGUUUUCCAAGUGGUCAACAUUUAGUGUUUGCAUUUAUCACGGGCCAAACCGUGAUCUAAUGAUUGACAAACUAGAAGCGCGUGGAGUUGAGAUACUUAUAACCAGUUUUGAUACAUACAGAAUCCAUGGAAGAAUUUUAUCAGAUAUUGAAUGGGAGAUUGUGAUUGUCGAUGAGGCACAUCGACUUAAGAAUGAGAAAUCAAAGCUGUACGAGGCAUGUUUAGAAAUUAAGACCCGAAAACGUUAUGGUCUUACGGGAACAAUAAUGCAGAAUAGAUUAAUGGAAUUGUUUAAUCUGUUUGACUGGGUGAUACCUGGUUGCCUGGGGACACGUGAACACUUCCGAGAGUUUUACGAGGAGCCCCUCAAACAUGGACAGAGAUCAAGUGCUCCAGAUAGAUUUGUUCGAGUUGCUGAUGAGCGGAAACAACACUUAGUAUCAGUUCUGCGCAAAUAUUUGUUAAGAAGGACAAAAGAGGAAACUAUUGGACAUCUCAUGUUAGGGAAAGAAGAUAAUGUUGUUUUUUGUGCGAUGAGCGAACUGCAAAAACGGGUUUAUCAGAGAAUGCUACUGUUACCUGAUGUGCAAUGCCUUAUCAAUAAGGAUCUCUCUUGCAGUUGUGGAAGCCCUCUCAAGCAAGUCGAAUGUUGCAGACGGACCACUCCAGAUGGUGUUAUCUGGCCGCACCUUCACAGGGACAAUCCAGACGGUUGUGAUCACUGCCCAUUUUGCCUCGUUCUUCCUUGUCUCGUCAAGCUCCAGCAGAUAAGUAAUCAUUUGGAGCUUAUCAAGCCUAAUCCAAGAGAUGACCCAGAUAAACAAAACAAAGAUGCAGAAUUUGCUGCUGCUGUAUUUGGUGAGGACGUUGAUUUGGUUGGAGGGAACAUGCAAAAUAAGAGUUUCUUGGGCUUAAGUAAUGUUGAACAUUGUGGGAAAAUGAGAGCAUUGGAGAAACUAAUGUCCUCUUGGGUGUCACAAUAUGACAAAAUUCUUCUUUUCAGCUAUUCUGUAAGGAUGCUGGACAUACUUGAGAAAUUUAUUAUACGAAAAGGCUAUGGUUUUUCAAGACUUGAUGGUUCCACCCCAACUGGCCUGCGCCAGUCUCUAGUCGAUGACUUCAACUCUAGUCCAAGCAAACAGGUAUUCCUCUUAUCAACAAAAGCUGGUGGCCUUGGGCUCAACCUUGUUAGUGCGAAUCGUGUAGUGAUAUUUGAUCCAAACUGGAAUCCUGCCCACGAUUUGCAGGCUCAGGACAGGUCAUUUCGAUUUGGACAGAAGCGGCAUGUUGUUGUUUUCCGCCUACUUGCAGCUGGUUCUCUUGAAGAACUUGUUUACACUCGUCAGGUCUACAAACAGCAGCUAUCAAACAUUGCCGUCUCUGGAAAUAUGGAAAAGCGUUAUUUCGAGGGAGUUCAGGAUAGCAAGGAGUUUCAAGGGGAGCUAUUUGGAAUAUGCAAUCUUUUCAAAGAUUUAUCUGACAGGCUCUUCACAAGUGACAUCAUUGAAUUGCAUGAAAAGAACAGAAGGCAAGAUGAUGGAACUCAUACAAAGCAGGACUUGGAUGCAGUUGGGCUUUAUUUUGUUCCGGAGAAAGAAAUAACUACAGCAUCUUUAGUGGAAGCUGAAAGCAGUAGACAUAAAGAGGAGGAGUGCACAGCAGUUUCUCCAGUCCUUGAAGACCUAGGUAUUGUAUAUGCUCAUCGGUAUGAAGACAUUGUUAACCUUGGACCGGCCAAGUUCAAAGAGAAGAAAGAACAGACUGUACAGUUAGAUUACCCUCAGCAUCAGCCGAAGUUUUCAACUGCUGGGAAGAGGAAAUCUAACGCCAUAACUGGGAAGGAGAAUGUAGGAACCGUUAAUCCUAUAAUGAUCCGCAAAAAGAACCAAUAUAGCCUGCUUGCCCGUUCCAUGGGUAUGGAAGAGGUUCAGUUUAGCAAAUGGCUCUUAUCUGCAACUCCAGCAGAACGUGAAAAAGUACUGAUAGACUAUCGUAAGAGAAAGGAGAAGAUGCCUAAUGGUUGAAACUUCUCUUCCCUUCGCAUCUGACUUAUAACUUUGUAACAUUUAGUCUUGUACAGGUGCCUUGUUUUCCUUCUUAAUGUGUACAGGAAAGCAUGUAGGCAGUGUCAUCCUUUACACCUCUGUCUGUAUCUUCACACAUUUUGAGUAUAACAGCAAUAGAUACAGUUGUGAUAAGUAUAAAUUGUAUUGACAAACACUUAGCACUUGGAUCUGAACUCAAUAGAGUAUAAAUUGUUUUGGAAUAUAAACAGUUCCCUAUUCAAUUCUA